Molecule: messenger RNA, 816 nt
Organism: Aegilops tauschii subsp. strangulata
Lineage: Eukaryota; Viridiplantae; Streptophyta; Magnoliopsida; Poales; Poaceae
Molecular function (GO): zinc ion binding
Source: RefSeq, a predicted model, not a curated record
AUGCAUUCUUCCUCCACAGACGGUCUCAACGAGGUCCCUUUCAGCCUUGAAGAUCCAGAUUACAAGGGGCUUGAGCUGGAUGUGAUGUCUCCAUGUGAGAAGCACGGCAUGGCAUCUGAGAGGCUUGUUGCGUUUGAAGGAACAGACACAGGCAGGCGGUUUUUAGCAUGUGCACAGCCGGCAGGUAGCAAUUGUGGCUUUGUUGAAUGGGUUGAUCACCAGUGGCCCCCAACAAUGCAAACAAUGCAGAAUGCAUUGUUGAAUCUAUGGGCAAUGGUUGAAGAUGCCAAAACUGCUAGGGUGAAUGACAAUCUUGAAAGUUCUUUCACUAUCCACCAUCUGACAGAAGAGAAGAACAAGCUGGAUGCCAACUAUGACAAGCUAGUCCAAGAUGUGCAUGAGCUGAUGAACUUCCAGGAAGAUAAGGAGGUAAGAAAAGAACUGAUUGAUGAUGUGAAGGCACAGAUGGCAAGUGAGAUGGCAAAGAAAGAUGAAGAGACCCAGAAACUUACUCUCAAGUAUGAGCUGCUGCUCAACCUGACAAGAGCUCAAGCAACAGUCAUUCAGAACUUGAAGCUGAACAAAAUGAAAGAGAAGCAAGUGCUUACUGAAGCUAGUAUGAAUUUGGAGCUGAAGAAUGCAGAGCUAACAAAGUGUCAAGAGAAGCUCACCCAAGAGAAGCUAGAGUUGAAGCUUCAGGUUGCUGAUCUGCUUAAGGGAAAUGAAAAGCAUAUUGAAGAGAAGUGGCAGUUAGAGUUUCAGAAUGAAAAGUUGAAGGAGAAGUUCAGGGGGAUUCAGGCCAUCUUGGAGAAGUGA